AUGGCUGAAGGAGAUUACAAUAUCCCAUCACAGAGUGGCUGUGACAAUCGAAUGCAGCAGCCAGAACAACAAGGUAGUGCAUUAGUCAAUGAAGAAGAAUUAGCAAGUAAAACACUUUAUAUUCAAUCAAAACGUUUUUAUCUGGAUGUUAAACAAAAUCGACGCGGUCGAUUUUUAAAAAUAGCUGAAGUUAGUUCCGGUGGUCGUAAAAGUCGUAUAUUAAUGUCAAUGAAUAUUGCAAGUGAAUUACGUGAUCAUUUACAAACAUUUGAUGCAUAUAUUCAUACAUUAGAUGAACAAUCUAAUAAUAAUGAAGAACUUCGAUCAGCUGUUAUAUUACGUGAUGAUCGAAAAUAUUAUCUUGAUUUAAAAGAAAAUGAACGUGGAAGAUUUUUACGUAUAUCAAUGGUUGGUAUAAAUACACCACGAACACAAAUUGCUAUACCAGCACAAGGUGUAGAAGAAUUUUCUAGUUUAUUAACAAGUUUAAUUGAAGAAUUUGGAAAUGAAGAUGAUCAUGGUAAAAAAAUUUUUAUUCCAAAUGAUGAAAUACAAAACUAUAGAUAGUUUAAUUAAGAAGAAUUUUCUAUGAAGUUCUG
Molecule: messenger RNA, 599 nt
Organism: Rotaria sordida
Lineage: Eukaryota; Metazoa; Rotifera; Eurotatoria; Philodinida; Philodinidae
Source: the annotation of a GenBank genome assembly